CUUUCUUGUUCAUUAUUAUUAUUGUGUUAUUCUUGAUUGAGGGAUCUUCUUCAAUGAUGAACAAGUUGUUUCUUGAGCCCUUCCGGAAGUUGGCGAGCCGCCGUGGUGGUGGCUGCUCCAUAAAGCCUGUCCAUGACUGGCAAUUCACUCAUCCUAAUAUUUCUGCAUUUUUGCCUUCAAAUGGCUUCUUUUCUUCUUCCUCAGUUGAGGACUCGGAGAAUUAUCAAAUCGCCGGCAAGGACUUGUCUACGCCAUUAUAUAAACGCCUGAAUUCUGAGUCCAAAUCUCACAACACCAAAAUUAUCAAUCCAAAAUCUUCUCGUCGUUUUCCAUCGUUUUCUUCUUCCAUUCGCAGAUCAAUGACGAUCCUCAUCCCUCAACGCCAAUUCGCAUCGGAGGCUGGGACUCAGGCGAUCUCCUUGGAUAGUAAUGAGUUGGUAUUGGACGGUGAGUUUGUGAAUCCAAAAUCUUCACCAAACGACGCAGGUUUCUUCGCCCCCGAAAUCAACUCCUUUGGCCAUUCUUUCAGGGAUUACGAUAAUGCAGAAAGCGUAAGGCAAAAGACAGUUGAAGAACUCUACCGCUUGAAUCACAUCAACCAAACAUAUGAUUUUGUAAAGAAAAUGAGAGAAGAAUAUGGGAAAUUGGACAAGACAGAAAUGAGCAUAUGGGAAUGUUGUGAGAUGCUGAAUGAAGUGGUUGAUGAUAGUGAUCCAGAUUUGGAUGAGCCUCAGAUUCAACAUUUGCUUCAAUCUGCUGAAGCCAUUAGAAAAGACUAUCCCGAUGAAGAUUGGCUCCACUUGACUGCUCUCAUUCAUGAUCUUGGAAAGGUUCUUCUUCUUCCUGCCUUCGGAGGGCUUCCACAGUGGGCUGUUGUUGGUGAUACAUAUCCUCUUGGCUGUGCUUUUGACAAAUCCAUCGUCCAUCACAAGUACUUCAAAGAUAAUAUAGACAACAAUAAUCCUGCUUACAAUACAAAGUAUGGAGUCUAUUCUCCCGGAUGUGGACUGGACAAUGUAGUAAUCUCUUGGGGCCACGAUGACUACAUGUACUUGGUAGCGAAAGAGAACGGAACAACCUUACCUGAUGCCGGCUUAUUUAUCGUUAGAUAUCACUCAUUUUAUCCAAUGCACAAAGAAGGAGCAUAUCAACAUUUGAUGAAUGAGGAGGAUGCUGAGAAUAUGAAGUGGCUUCACAUUUUCAACAAAUACGACCUUUACAGCAAGAGCAAAGUUCUAGUUGAUGUAGAGAAGGUCAAACCUUACUACCAAUCUCUUAUUCAAAAGUAUUUUCCGGCAAAGCUCAAAUGGUGAAUUAAGAUGAAAUACCGAGAUGAAAAUUGGUUUCAUGAGCAAUGACAUAAAAUGUGAUGGGUUCCUGAACCAACGGUUAGCGUCGGUUGUAUAAAAUAUUAAUUGUUGUUGUCGUAUUUAGUUUGUGAAUGAAUGAACGUACGAUCGAGUCUAUCCACAAUUCUACCUCCUAAGUUCACAUCUUUCUUUGUGUGUGAAAUAUUCAUGUAAGCCAAACUUUUAUUAAUGUAAGUAAUAUAUAACCGUUUUAAAUAUAAUGAAUGAGUUAUUGUUUUUCGUUGGAGAUAAA
Cucumis sativus (cucumber) is the source of this 1602-nucleotide messenger RNA. Its product is annotated as inositol oxygenase 2. The transcript is spliced from 12 exons. Gene Ontology annotation, biological process: inositol catabolic process. Gene Ontology annotation, molecular function: inositol oxygenase activity; iron ion binding. Bases 54 to 1313 code for a protein of 419 amino acids. The record is from RefSeq and is a predicted model, not a curated record. NCBI's taxonomy places the organism in Eukaryota, Viridiplantae, Streptophyta, Magnoliopsida, Cucurbitales, Cucurbitaceae. Gene Ontology annotation, cellular component: cytoplasm.